This is a messenger RNA of Caretta caretta (loggerhead turtle), 953 nucleotides long. NCBI's taxonomy places the organism in Eukaryota, Metazoa, Chordata, Testudines, Cheloniidae. The record is from RefSeq and is a predicted model, not a curated record.
AUGCAGGGGGACAGAGUGGCCCAGAGCUUCGGUUCGGCUCUUCUGAAGCCUCGGAUGCUCUCCGUGCGCCGGGGGGGAGGCGGUGGCCGGCUGCAGCCUCCGCACAGCCUCCGUGGAGAAACGGAUCAGGUGAGGCCGAGAUCCAGGCUCUGGGCCGAGCAGGCCCGCCGGCUGCACGAGCGGGUCCUGGACUCCCUGUCCCGCUUCCAGGACUGGCUGCGGGGGGCAGAGCUGUGGGCCGCCUCCCCCGCUUCCUCCCAGGUGCCCUUCGCUGUGGCCAAGGAGGAGCUCAAAAAGUUCGAGGUGCUGGAAAGGCAGAUCCAGGAGAAGUUGCACCAUCUGGAGUCCUUAAACAGGCAGUACCGGCAGCUGGUUCAGGCCAACAGCAUCAGUUUGCAGGGCCGGCUUAAGGCCGCGGUCCAGGAGAGCAAUCGGCGCUGGGACAACCUCCAGAAACGAGCUGCUGCCAUUCUCAAGAGACUGAAGUAUUUUGUUGGCCAGCGGGAGGAGUUUGAGUGGGAACGGGAGACUGUGCAGGUGUGGCUGACGGAGCUGGAUCUGCGGCUCACCGAUGUGGAACAUUUCUCUGGGGGCAGCUCGCUCGAGAAAAUGAUGGAGCUGCAGGAGUUCCAGGAGGCCGUGCAGUCCAACGCGGAGCGGCUCGACUGGCUGCUGGUGUCCGGCGAGCGGCUGAUCCAGAGGAGCGAGCCGCAGGACGCCGAGAUCCUGGAGGAGGAGCUGCAGGAGUUGAGCUGCUACUGCCAGGAGGUCUUCUGGCGGGUGUCCCGUUUCCGCCGCCGGCUGGUCAGCAUGAGGCUGGUCUUUGAGGACGAGUGGCUGUCGGACCGAGAGACUGAUGGAGUCUGACUGCUUCACAGAUGCAUCACUGAAGCCUGAGGUCGAGGGAGAAGCCAGGGGGCCCCAUCCCGCUGCUUGGAUCUACCAGUCCACCC